ACUACAACUCGACACGAUGCAAUGAUAUUCACGAAUCCAAGGCUCUCAAAUACUCUCUUUUCUGACCAGCCAAAAUGAGGAACCUCCGCAACAUCUCGCACUCAAUUUUCCACUUUCCCGCCUCUGACUCCGAAUCUCCACUCACAGCAACAGCCUGGGACGGCCCUUCAAAUCUCAUCUGCGCCUUUGGACCGACGCCCACAAACCCAGCGAUAACUCUCAAGCGCUACAAUAAGACCCAAAAUACUCCCUCAUCCGAUGGCGCCCUCAUCGCAUCCUGGGACGCUCCUUCCCCAAACCCAGAUCUUCCAUACGACAAAAUCUUGAACAUCCACAGCCACCCGGACCAAGGCACCAUCUCUCUCAUCCUCGCCGGUGGAGACAUCAUCGUCGUCCGCGAAGACCCUCAAGAUGGCCAAGACCUUAUUGAAAUCGUCGGAUCCGUGGACGUGGGAAUUUCUGCCGCGGAAUGGUCGCCGGAUGAAGAACUGCUCGUCAUCGUCACGAAAGCCCAAACGAUUCUGUUCAUGAAUCGGGAUUAUGAGAGUACGACUGAUGGAUCUGCGAUUGAAUUGCGUCCAGAAGAUGUUUUGCAUAGUGCGAAUCUGCAUGUGGAUGUUGGGUGGGGAAAGAAGGAAACGCAGUUUUUGGGUCCUGGUGCGAGGGCGAAGGGUCUGAAGGAUCCGACUGUGAAGGAUGUGGUUGAUCGUGGUGUUUUGAGUCAGUAUGACGAUGGCGAGAGUGUUGGAGUCAGCUGGAGAGGCGAUGGCGAAUUUGUUGCUGUGAAUUCGGUCGUGGAAGUGGAUGGGCGAGAGGACGGGGAGAAGUUGAGGCGGAGACUUGUGCGAGUCUACUCGAGAGAAGGCGUGCUUGACUCUGCUUCUGAGCCUGUCGAUGGCUUGGAGAGUGCUGUCGCUUGGAAGCCCAGUGGGCAGAUUAUUGCUGGUGUGCAGAGACGAGAAACAGAAGAGCGAAUCGAUGUUGUAUUCUUCGAGAGGAACGGUCUACGACACGGCGAAUUCGAAUUGAGGCUAUCCAAGGACGAAUGCGAUACCUUUGGGCAAAAGAUCGACCUGCAGUGGAAUUCAGACUCUAGCGUCCUGGCUGUGAGUAUGAAGGACAGAGUACAGCUAUGGACGAUGGGCAACUACCACUACUACCUCAAGCAGGAUAUCUCGAUAACGCCAUCGGGAGACGAUAAAGUGAAAACGAACUGGCAUUCCGAAAAGCCCUUGCAGCUGGCGUCUCAUACUGGUCAGGAUCUUAGAUGGCUCAAUUACUCUUUCGAGGUGUCCAGAGGAAGUGUCAAGCCACCUUUUGAUUACGGGGUCGUGGCUGUGAUUGACGGGAAGAGACUGAAGGUCACGCCGCUGCGGACUGCCAACGUUCCUCCACCAAUGGCGUUUGACGAGAUUGACCUGCCCGAUAACGCGAUAGAUGUGGCUGUUGACCCGAGCGGCAUGCGGAUAGGAGUGCUGCACUCGAAUAAGAUCUCAGUACUGAACUGCAAUUAUAGUCAGAAGCCGGCUAGGAAAGCCAAGAUACUAGAGUCUCUGCACUUGGAUCUGCCACCUGGCACAUCAGGACAACAGCUCUGCUUCGAUGCGGAUGACGGAAUAGUUGUGGCCUCCUCGACACCAGCCGAAGAAGGCACGCGAAUCAGCACUGUCUCGGACUUUGGUACAUCCGAUAUGCGGAUCGAGACGGAGGUGGUCUCGUUGUUCAGACCUACUAAUCACGAUCGGAUACUGUUCGAGGAUAGCAAGGGAGCUGUUCAUGACUUUCAGACGAAAGAGAUUGUCGGGACGCUCCCAAAUGCCUGCCCGCAGGUGGAGGUGUGGCACGGCGACGACGGCGACAUCCUUUUCGGUCUCACAGCGGGCGGGCUGCUGCACAUCCAGAGCGACCUGCAGAAGUUGAGAAUCACCGGGUGCACCUCAUUUGCUGUAACUCAUACGCAUCUUGUGUACACGACCAGCAACCAUCUGCUGAAGUUUGUGCAUUUGCAAAACGACAGUGAGCUCGAAGUGCCGCCUGAUGAGCCUGAGAAAGAUGAAAGAUGCAGAAACAUUGAGAGAGGUGCGAAGUUGGUCACAGUCAUGCCUGGUGCAUACUCCCUCGUUCUGCAGAUGCCACGAGGCAAUCUCGAAACGAUUUACCCACGAGCCUUGGUGCUAGCGGGUAUUCGGCAUGAGAUCAGCAAGAGAGAGUACAAGAAGGCGUUUCUCAUCUGCCGGACACAGAGAGUGGAUAUGAACAUCUUGCACGAUUAUGCGCCUGAGCAGUUCAUGAAUGAUGUUGAGCUCUUCAUCAAGCAAGUGAAGAAAGUCGAAUACAUCGAUCUUUUCCUCAGCUCGCUGUCCGAAGAGGAUGUCAGCCAGACGAUCUACAAGGAGACUUUGAAGUCGCAGGGCUCUUCAUCAGGCAUGAAUGGGCUAACAAACGGCAAUAUCACGCAAUCGACAGGAUCGACAACGUCGAAGGUCAACAAGGUAUGCGAUGCUUUCCUCAAAGCACUUUCAAAUCAAGAACAGACGUAUCUGCAGUCGAUCAUCACAGCGCAUGUCUGCAAAGAUCCUCCAGAUCUUCCUGCUGGUCUCGCGCUUGUCUCGACGCUUCGAAAGGAGGGCAGACAAGAUCAGCUAGAGCAAGCUGUAGAUCACAUCUGCUUUCUGGCGGAUGCGAACAGGCUCUACGACACGGCACUGGGUAUCUACGAUUUGGAGGUUACACUACUUGUGGCACAGCAAUCGCAGAAAGACCCUCGGGAGUACCUACCCUAUUUGCAGUCGCUGAAGGACAUGGAGCCUCUUCGUCAGCGAUUCGCCAUCGACAAUGAUCUCAAGCGUCACGUCAAAGCUCUAGGCCACCUACAUGCUCUUGAGGCCUUCGAUGAAGUCAAAGCUUACGCUGCAAAGCAUGAGCUAUACAGUCAAGCGAUUGAGCUUUACCGCUACGAUAAUGCGAGACUGACGGAGCUGACGCGGAUAUAUGCCGACUUCUUGCUCUCGCGCAAUCGCUACAAGGAAGCUGGUAUCGCCUUCGAGUAUAUCGGCAACUACUCUGCUGCCUUUGAAGCAUAUCGCAGCGUGGGUUCCCUGUGGCGAGAAUGUCUUUCAUGCACGGCCGAUAUGCCUGAGGAGCAGGUCCUCGCCGCAGCACGCGAUCUUGCAGAAGGCUGCGAGGAGUCCAAAGACUACACUUCAGCUGCAACAAUCCACCUCGAAUACCUCAAUGAUCUCAACGAGGCCUGCAGACUCCUAUGCAAAGCAUAUGCUUUCGCAGAGGCUAUUCGCCUCGUAACCCAACGCAAACAACUCGACCUGCUCAAAUCCGUCAUCGAUCCUGGUCUUAUCGAGACCUCCGCAACCACAACUGAGCUCCUCGCCGAGAUGAAGACUCAGCUUCAACACCAACUCCCUCGCCUCCGUGAUCUCCGACAGAAGAAACAAGAAGACCCGAUGGCUUUCCUCGACGGCUCUGGCGCAGCAGCGAAUGUGGAUAUCCCGGAUGACAUUUCCCUCGCACCUACAGAUGCCACUACGAGCGCUGGUACGUUCAUGACUCGGUAUACUGGUAAUAAGAGUAAUCUGCUCGGGUCCGUUGCAACGGAUGCGACACGAAAGACAUCAAAGAAUCGACGAAAAGAGGAGAGGAAGCGCGCGAGAGGAAAGAAGGGUACGGUGUAUGAGGAAGAGUAUCUGGUGAAUUCGAUCGAGAGAUUGAUUGAGAGGCUGAACGAGACGGGCUCCGAUGUCAGUCGACUUGUGGAGGGGUUGAUGAGGAGGUGUAUGCGGGAACGAGCUGUUGCUGUGGAGUCAGCAUUCGCAGAUGUGGAGGCGGCGUGUAGGAGCUGCUUGGAUGAAGUCUUUGUUGUCGAGGACGGUGCUCAGCAGCAGGCUCAGCCUCUGCAGGAGCAAGAGCAGCCCGGGCAGUCCGGCCUGGGCCCGGAGAUGCAUCGUCCGUGGGGUGGCGAGGGUGUCUUGUUCGAGGCGUUGACUGCGAAGAGGAAGGAGAAGCCUGUCAUCAAGAGUUUUGAGAAGUUGGGACUGCUGGAGAGGUAGUGUUAAAAUGCGACUAUAGCACGAAUAACAACGUGGCGAUUUGUGCUCCAUCAACUGCAACGGCUGGCCUGCAGAUAAGAGGAAUCAUAUUGAGGGUCAAAAUCGCCCGGGCGAAAUGGA
Molecule: messenger RNA, 4184 nt
Organism: Cercospora beticola
Lineage: Eukaryota; Fungi; Ascomycota; Dothideomycetes; Mycosphaerellales; Mycosphaerellaceae
Gene: IKI3
Product: Elongator subunit IKI3
Biological process (GO): tRNA wobble base 5-methoxycarbonylmethyl-2-thiouridinylation
Cellular component (GO): cytosol; elongator holoenzyme complex
Molecular function (GO): tRNA binding
Source: RefSeq, a predicted model, not a curated record